Messenger RNA from Camelina sativa (false flax), 939 nucleotides. Its product is annotated as GATA transcription factor 29-like. Gene Ontology annotation, molecular function: zinc ion binding; sequence-specific DNA binding. Gene Ontology annotation, biological process: regulation of DNA-templated transcription. NCBI's taxonomy places the organism in Eukaryota, Viridiplantae, Streptophyta, Magnoliopsida, Brassicales, Brassicaceae. The record is from RefSeq and is a predicted model, not a curated record.
AGCAACACACGAUCUCUACAAGAUUAGGGGAUCGAUUAGUUUCAGAUCUGAAGAAAAAAAGAAAAAAACUUAAAUUUCUUGAUCGAUUUGCUUAAUCCUUUGCUUUGCAAGUGAAAAUGGAGAACGAGUUGGACUUAACACUGAAGUUGGGUUUGCCGAAUUCGACUGUUGUUGAGACACAUCUGAGCUUAAACACUUCCACCACCACUUCAACCAUCACUGAUCAGGGAACCAUCAACACCAACGUCGUCGUGGACGGUGGCCGUGGAGAUCACAACAACAACAACGAAGGCAGCCGCGGAGGCAUCAGCAACGACGGCGGUGAGGUUUUUAACCUACGUCGGUCUCUUCGGGGAGAUCAUGAAGUGAUCAACGACCAAGGUGCAAGAAGCAACGUGGACAUGAAUAUAAGAGUCUACAAUUACAUCUUUCAACAGUUCGUCGGCGUCCCUAACACCUUGAACGUCGGUCCUUAUCCGAUGCCUCCGUCUCCGAGAUCGACACCGGCUCUGGCCGUGACUCCUGAGUUUGUUCUGAUCGACGUUCCCGCUAGGAGAGCUAGUCGUAACAACACUGAGUUGAUGGCCAACGCUUGGAACGAGACCCCGAGUGCUCACGCGAAGCGGCUUCGCGGUUGCGAUGGCUACUACCGCGGCGGAAGGGGUGGCGGAAGGGGUGAAGGGACGUUGAGGAAGUGUACGAACGUGAAUUGUAACGCACUUACCACUCCUAUGUGGCGAAGGGGUCCUCUUGGUCCUAAGAGUUUGUGCAAUGCUUGUGGGAUCAAGUUCAGGAAGGAGGAAGAGAGGAAAUCCAAAAGGAACCGAGAGUGAUUGUAGUUGGAAAACUAUUUUAUCAUUAUAAAUUUAUAAUUAAGCAAUUGUAAUUUUAAGGUCGCUCAUUUGCAAAGCUUAUAUAAUAUUCAUGAAUUUGUGGUUU